GUGGCCAAGCACGAACUGCGUAACGGAUUUGCCUUGGUUCGUCCCCCAGGACAUCACGCUGAACCGGGAUUGGCCAUGGGCUUCUGUUACUUCAACUCAGUGGCGGUGGCCGCUUUGCAUUUGCUGCGCAAUCGAUUGGUCUCUAGACUCCUGAUUUUGGACUGGGACAUUCAUCAUGGGAAUGGAACCAAACUGGCCACAUUGCAUCCAGGUCUCGUGUAUAUAAGUUUGCAUCGUCACGACGUCGGCACUUUUUUCCCAGGCACUGGUGCUGUGAACGAUAGUCUGACCGGGACGGCUUGUCAACAGCCCCGAUCGACCGAAGGAAGUGGCUCAUCUCACACAGCUCCAUCACAGCUGAUUAAUAUCGCCUGGGGCGUGCCUGUGUCCAAUGCAACCAGCAGGGCUGCAACCAAUCCCAGUGAAAGAGACAAUCGGGUCGGCUUCAAUCCAGAUGGCAAAUCAACCCCGUGCGCGACUUCGGAAACUACUUUCACACCGAAACAGUUCGAUAUGGCUGGAAAAGAUGCGGGUGAUCGUCGCCAAAUGUGGCGACAGCGCAAGUAUCCAGAUCAGCCGGAUUCUAGGACUGAAGACAAUCGGUCCAUCGGCUCGAUGCUGUCCGGUCCUCGGGAUGUGGAUUCGUAUCCUACAUGUUCUUGCAGGACGACCGGUGGUGGCAGCACUUGUAGCAGUCAAGCCUGUUCGAUUUGCUUGUCCCAACCAUCUCCGGCUGGUUCCUUAUCCAUUCAGUUGGGGGCAAAUGUCUUUGCCACAGCAGCCUCAGCUUUUCGUCGUGUUCCAUUGGGAGAAACCCCACCACCGGCAACAACUGAAACCACAACGCCGCAGCAACAGCACGCCGGUGAUUCACACAGCCCACUUUUAGGCCUUAGCGACGCGGAAUACUUAGCCGCAGUUCGAUGUGUUGUGAUCCCGGUUGCAAAUGAAUUCAAACCAGACAUCAUCCUCAUCUCUGCCGGGUUUGAUGCGGCUCACGGGCAUCCGGAACAGUUGGGCGGGUAUUCCGUCUCUCCGGGCACAUUUGCUUGGAUUACACGCCAGUGUAUGUCUGUCACAAACAGUCGCGUUGUCCUUGCUCUUGAAGGGGGCUAUGUACCGUCUGUGGUUAGCGACUGUGUGAUUCAGUGCUUGAACGCGUUGAUCCUUCCCGCUCCACGCACCCCGUGGGUACCGACACUACACGAACCAUGUUCACAAUCCGUGGNACAUGCCGAAUUGACUAGACGGCCACGACCGGAAGCGGUUGACAGCAUCAUGGCAACGAUAAAGCAUCAAGCUGCCAUGGGUUGGCGCUGUUUUGCACAUGUCUCGGAGGGCAAUGUUGCUAUGUCAUUUUCAGAUGCAAUAGAAAGGGAGCGUACUUUGCACGGAACACACUCGAUCAGUAAUCCGGGCUCAGUUGAACUCUCCACUCGACAUGCUGACUUGGAUUCCACGACCUGCAACUCACCUUUGACAGAUGGUUUGGCUCAACUUCAUAUGGAUCAAUGUUAA
Messenger RNA from Echinostoma caproni, 1518 nucleotides. The record is from the annotation of a GenBank genome assembly. Lineage: Eukaryota; Metazoa; Platyhelminthes; Trematoda; Plagiorchiida; Echinostomatidae.